Cherax quadricarinatus is the source of this 2387-nucleotide messenger RNA. RefSeq names its product protein rhomboid. Gene Ontology annotation, molecular function: serine-type endopeptidase activity. Gene Ontology annotation, cellular component: membrane. The record is from RefSeq and is a predicted model, not a curated record. NCBI's taxonomy places the organism in Eukaryota, Metazoa, Arthropoda, Malacostraca, Decapoda, Parastacidae.
GUAGACGCCGGGCGUUGGAGGGGAGUGUACACGCACGACUGUUCUCUCCCUCUCUCUCCUCUCCUCUCUUCUCUCGCUCGCUCUCUUUCUCUGUUGCGAUCUCAAGGAUUUUUGGAAAUAUCACAGUGCAUUGAGAAUGGACGUGUCAACCACUGGUGCUUAUUGAUAAGUGAACGAGUUUAUAGAAUUUUUUGAAAAAUUACUAAAAAUGUUGUGAGUGAAAAAAAUAUAUAUAUAUCCGUUUGUGUGUGCCUAGUGGAUAUACUUCAGAUAUAAUCAAUAUUUAUAUAUUAUAGCAGUAUAUGAGUGGCAAAAGAAGUCGAUCGUUCAAAUGUGCCGUACAUCAAAGAGAUCGUCAGGUGAGCUCUGAGACUGACUUCCACCUCCUGCUUCACGAACCUCCCAUCUUUAACAAAAUGGUUCGUCUCAUCGCGGACGAGUUUUUAACGGAGGAACGAGACAGAAAGUAUUAUGCCGACCACUACAGGUGCUGGCCGCCGCCUCUCUUCGUUAUCGCUGUCACUCUCGUACAGUUAGGAGUGUUUGCGUAUUACACGGUGACGACGGGUGAAAUGAACGUGGCGGGUCCCGUUGCUGUCGACUCUCUUUUUAUAUACAGACCUGACAAGCGGCAUCACGUCUGGAGGUUUAUAUUCUACGCCUUCCUACACGCAGGGUGGGUGCACUUAGCGUUCAACUUGUUGGUGCAACUGUUGGUGGGCCUGCCACUGGAGAUGGUACACGGGUCUGCACGUAUAGGAACCGUGUACCUAGCAGGGGUUCUGGCCGGCUCGCUGGGCACCUCUGUCUUCGACGCCGACGUCUACCUGGUGGGGGCGUCCGGAGGCGUGUACGCCCUGUUGGCAGCGCAUCUGGCCAACGUACUAAUAAAUUAUAACAACAUGCAGUUUGGCAUCCUACGACUCAUCGGCGUAUUCUUUGUAGCGAGCGCCGAUGUGGGUUUCGCCAUCUACGACCGGUACGCUCACGAGACUGUGGGACUCCCGGUGUCCUAUGUGGCUCACCUUACUGGGGCGUUAGCGGGGCUCACACUCGGAUUAGUAGUUCUCAAGAACUUCGAGCAGCGUCUUCAUGAACAGCUCCUGUGGUGGGUCGCCCUGGGAGUUUAUGCGGCGUGUACGCUCUUCGCCAUGUUGUUUAACCUGUUCCACCCUUACCCGUACGAAGGUGUCGCCCAGGGCCUGCUGCUGUAGGUGCAACCCAACAGGACUUGCUCCUGUAUGGUGUUCCUUAGGACCGGUUCCUGUAUGGUGUUCCUCAGGGUCUACUGUUAUAGGUAUUCCUCAAGACCUGCUCUUGUACGGCAUUCCUUAGGACCUACUCCCGUAUGGCGUGUCUCAGCGCCUGCUACUGUAGGUAUAGCCUAGGGAGUUCUGUGGGCGAUUGUGGAGUGGUGAGCCUAGGAUGAGGCUGUUCCGAGUGUGCUGGGUUGGCUGCCGUUCUUCAGAACCUCCUGUGCUAGUAUGCCAUCUCCGCCGAUAAGGAGAUGCCAGUAUUAGAGGUUUCAACGGUUUAUAGACGCGAGGUUCGGCUCCAACCCCCCCGCUAACCCCCAUUGAUGGUGCUGUGACUCAAGCCAAAGUUAGUCCGCUCAUACUGGUGAAACUGACUUAGUGUAAGGACUCUUAAAUCAAAGGUAUUGAGCCUACCUUUUUAACUCAGAGAGAAAAAGAGAGAUUGUUAUUUAUUAGUGUCAUAGAUCUGCUUGUACAGUUUUACAUUAAUUAUAUUCCAUGCUUGUUUUUAUAUAUUAUACCUAGUCAAACGAACAUUUCCAAAGGAUUUUUUCUUCUCUACCUCUAUUUAUUCUUAUUACGACUGGCUAAUGUUAGUGUCCAGUCGCUGCUCUAGUCUCGGAUUUCCCGGGGAGGUGAAAACAUAUGUUAGAGGAAGGUAUCGCUCCCUUCAAGGUUAUAGUCUCAAGUCAUUCUUAACAUUGCUGGCUAGCCGGCCAGGUGGAGGGAGGGAGGGGCGCCACUGUCAGUUUCCUCUACUAUUCCACUGACCUGUACUCGGGUCACAGAUAGUGGGCUUUAUCGCCCUGGACCACGCUAGUCGGCUUGGCUUUUUGCAUUCAUAGUCCAUUCCUUAUAUUGUUUGAAACUUUAAAUAUUUAUAGGCUUUGUGAAGGAUUUUUUCCUUGCUAUGUUCAUUUGGUUUCUAGUCUAUUUUUCAUGAAGUCUUGACAAUGUUAAAGUUUUUCAUAUUGUUUCCUAUUUCAGUCGAUUUCCUUCAAUUUACUGUCCUAAAUGUAUAGAUGACAUAGAUGUAUGAUGUAUAUUUUUACGUUUUGUAUGUUUCUACAUGUCCAAAUAUUGUGUAAGAAGAAUGUUAUUUAUAUCAGUAAAUUCUUUCUAUAAAAUUUA